AUGGCCUCCAAGACUGGCCGCAGCAGCUGCGUACGAAUCAAAUUAAAGUUUGCUAAUGUAGCUUGUAAAGACUUUACAUCAGCUUGGCGACGUUGCUGGUUCAUUUUUGAUAGCAAUUCUUGCCGACUGGUAGCUGAUUUAAUCUAUUUAAUACAAAAACGAUUCGCGUUAAAUCGUAAAUCGAGCUAUCACCUCUACCUCGACGAUUACUUGAUCCAACAUGAUGAACCCAUUGAAAUCAUCCGUGAUAAUGAUAUUAUUGUCGUAGAACAGGACGACUCUACAAAUAAAGAUUUACAAAUGGCCUAUAGCCAUGCAGGUACACGUGUAAAGAGGAAUAAAACUAAUAAUCUUACAUCGAAAGAAGGACAUCUUAAAUCAAGUGAAGCCUCUGAAGAUACCUCAAAUGAAAAACAAUCGUGCUCUAAAUCAAAUGUAGAUAUUAAAAAUACAACCAACGAAGAACAGUCUUCCUCAUCAUCAGUGGACACCAGUAGCAGUACCAGUUCGACCGAAUCAGACGAUAGCUCUAGUGAUAGUAGUACAUCAGAUGGCGAUAGUGUUGCCGAUCAGGAUGAACGAGUAGAUAGUAAUGUUCCUUCAUAUCACUUGAAGGGUGACAAAGACGAAAGCAUGGAUAUUGACAAAAGUGCAACACAAGUCUCCAACAAUCAUGUUUUAACACCUUCUAAAGAUGGUAAAAAGAGUGGGCUACAAGGAAUUGAGGAAAUAUCCAAGAAUACAAGUAGUAAUAUUGCUAUACAAAAUCAUCCACUUCUAUCAGAUUCUCAAUUAUCGCAAGGCAGUAAGCGAGCAAGCUUUAAUCGUUCUAAUGAAACUUCCACUAAAAAGAAAAAAUUUGAUUUGUCACAAAAUAGCGUAGCAAGUACCAAAGGACAGCAUAUCCGCUUCGACUCGGAAGAUGAAAAUAUACAAGUUCAACCCAAUACUCUUAAUAAUUCAAAUCCUUCCGAAUUGUCUACCUGUUCAGACAUUGAUAAAGGCCGAAAAUCAGUCAAAGUUAUGACGAAAAGCAUAGCGAAGAAUAAUCUUAGCGAAAGUAACUGGUACAAAAAUCUUAAAAUUUUAAAUGCUCCUCCUCGUAGUGGAGAUAAGAUCGUCUUUAGGGUUUUAGAAUUGUCAUCAUCUUAUACUCCAGAAAUAUCAAAAUUUAAGGAAGGCGUUGUUGAAUCAUAUAACAAUGCUACAGAUCAAAUUAUUAUCAAACUUACUGAUAGACAAUUAGAGAAAGAACGAAAGGAAUGGACUGAACCUGGAAAAUUUGAACUAUUUGAGGGAGAGGAAGAAAAUUACGUAAAAGAAAUUGAUCCUAUAGUUCAAACACCAUGGUCAUCUAUCACUGAAGCAAGACUUAUUGAAUCUUAA
This is a messenger RNA of Trichoplax adhaerens, 1386 nucleotides long. RefSeq lists its product as uncharacterized. The transcript is spliced from 10 exons. The record is from RefSeq and is a predicted model, not a curated record. The coding region runs from base 1 to 1386 and encodes 461 amino acids. Gene Ontology annotation, biological process: spliceosomal snRNP assembly. Gene Ontology annotation, cellular component: Cajal body. Lineage: Eukaryota; Metazoa; Placozoa; Uniplacotomia; Trichoplacea; Trichoplacidae. Gene Ontology annotation, molecular function: U2 snRNA binding; U1 snRNA binding.